Kogia breviceps (pygmy sperm whale) is the source of this 2720-nucleotide messenger RNA. It is a transcript of the gene RNFT1, whose product is annotated as ring finger protein, transmembrane 1. Gene Ontology annotation, biological process: positive regulation of ERAD pathway. Gene Ontology annotation, molecular function: ubiquitin protein ligase activity. NCBI's taxonomy places the organism in Eukaryota, Metazoa, Chordata, Mammalia, Artiodactyla, Physeteridae. The record is from RefSeq and is a predicted model, not a curated record. Gene Ontology annotation, cellular component: endoplasmic reticulum.
GCGCGCGUGAGGACGUCCGGGAGCGCGCGCGCCGCCGCCGCCGCCGCCGAGCUGGGCGGGAGCUGUUGGCGGUGGGUCUGAAGGUGAUGGCCUUGACUGAAGGCCUCGAGUCGGCAUCUCGCGCUGUUUCUGCAGUCGCUGCCCCGGACUCGGUGCGCUCAUCGUCAUGAGAGGAGACAGAGUCCUGAAGCAAAGAAAUCUGGAUCACAGAAAAAGUAUUCAGGGGUCAUGCAAGCCAACUGUAGCCAACUGCACAGCCCUUCCGGAGCUGCAGGCAGUGAGGAUGCCUCAGCCUCCCAGUGUGUCCAAACAAGACUGACAGGAGCUUCCUGUCUUUAUUCUGGAGAUGUUCAUAGUCAGAUAAACUCCAUGCCUAAAGAAUGUGCUGAAAAUCCAAGCUCCAGAAAUACAAGGUCAGGUGUCCACAGCUGUACCCAUGGAUGUGUACACAGUCGCUUACGGAGUCACUCCCACAGUGAAGCAAGGCAGACUGACGAUACCGAGACAGAGUCUGGAGAUCAUGGUAGUAGCUCCUUCUCAGAAUUCCGACAUCUCUUCAAGUGGUUGCAAAAAAGUCUUCCAUAUAUUUUGAUUCUGGGUGUCAAACUUGUUAUGCAGCAUAUAACAGGAAUUUCUCUUGGAAUUGGGCUGCUUACAACUUUUAUAUAUGCAAACAAAAGCAUUGUAAAUCAGGUUUUUCUAAGAGAAAGGUGCUCAAAGAUUCAGUGUGCUUGGUUACUGGUAUUCUUAGCAGGAUCUUCUGUUCUUUUAUAUUACACCUUUCAUUCUCAGUCACUUUAUUACAGCUUAAUUUUUUUAAAUCCUACUUUGGACUAUUCGAGCUUCUGGGACGUACUUUGGAUUGUUGGAAUUACAGACUUCAUUCUGAAAUUCCUCUUCAUGGGCUUAAAAUGCCUUAUUUUAUUGAUGCCUUCUUUCAUCAUGCCUUUUAAAUCCAAGGGUUAUUGGUAUAUGGUUUUAGAAGAAUUAUGUCAGUAUUACCGAACUUUUGUCCCUGUACCAGUUUGGUUUCAUUACCUUAUAAGCUAUGGGGAGUUUGGUAAUGUAACUAGAUGGAGUCUUGGGAUAUUGCUGGCUUUACUCUACCUCAUACUAAAACUUCUGGACUUUUAUGGACAUCUGAGAACUUUCAGACGGGUUUUGCAAAUAUUUUUUACACGACCAAGUUACGGAGUGGCUGCCAGCAAGAGACAGUGUUCAGGUGUGGAUGAUAUUUGUUCAAUAUGUCAAGCUGAAUUUCAAAAGCCAAUUCUUCUCAUCUGUCAGCAUAUAUUUUGUGAAGAGUGCAUUACCUUAUGGUUUAACAGAGAGAAAACAUGUCCGCUGUGCAGAACUGUGAUUUCAGACCAUAUAAACAAAUGGCAAGACGGAGCCACUUCAUCACACCUUCAAAUAUAUUAAGUUCUAAACUUAAUAUUAAGGCCACAAAACACUAAUUUUAUUUGGUUACAGUGACUAUUGGUAAAGACAUUAGAAUGGAUUUUCAGGGCUGGAAGUUAAGGAAAAUGUUUCCAAAUGGUUUUAGAAUAUUAUAAUAAGACAAGUGUGUAGUCCAGCUUAUCAAAAGAUUAAAUGAAAGAACCCUAUAUUUAAAAAAAUAUAUAAGUAAUGUUCAACAUAAUGCAUAUGCAACAUUUAUUCUAUCCUAAUUAUUUGACAAAUGAUUGCAGUGUUAAAUUGUAAAUGUGUUUUCUUGUUAAUGUUACCAAAAUGACAAUCGGAUAACUAGAACUAGUGGUUUUAGAGGAAUUCAGGUAUUCUUUCCUGACACUGUUUUCAGAAUAAAGAAUAUUUUUCAUAAUAUUUUAAGAUACACAUAACCUGAAAGAAUUUUCUUUAACAUUGACUUUUAUAAUUCCCAUUCUAAAAAUUCUAAAAUUUUUCAUUAAAUUUGUAUUUUUAAAUGAAAGCUCUAAAUGCUAUAUUCUACCUGUACAAUCAGAUUUUUCUAAGGAAGAUUUACUGAGGAUGAAAUAUUUUAAUAUUGUAUUAUUCUUUGUAGUGUGAUUAGCAGUCAUUGAGAACAGAUGAUUUAAAUUCCUUUUCUUUGUGGACUUCAUACAUACAAUCCUGCCAUCAGCUUUAAUGUUCAUGAUCUUGCUUUUUGGAAAGUGCCAUGGACUUUCUUGAAUUAUUAAAAUAAUUCACAUGGAUUACAAACAGCUGGCUUCACUGAUGAUUUGAAUAGAGUGACAAGACCAACUCAAAUACUUAGAAAAGAAUUCCUCGGGACUUCCCGGUGGUCCAGUGGUUAAGACUCCGCACUUCCAAUGCAGGGGGCGUGGGUUUGAGCCCUGGUCAGCGAACUAGGUUCCCACAUGGUGCGUGGCCAAAAAAAAAAGAAAGAAAAAAAAGGAUUUCCCAAUGUAACUAGUCUUCUCCAGAGGAGUUUUGGAAUCUCAUGCUUGAAUCACCAUUACUUGGGAGAUUAAAGCUUGCACUCAGGCCAACAAAAGCUUUGGAGAGUGUGGUUUGUUUGCCUACAGGUAUUUGUGCAGGGUGGUGGAAAGAGAAUGAGGCACUUUCUCUCCCACUAUGAAACCUCUAAGGGGGGAUGGAUCUAUACCAGAAAUCCAAAGGACUGGUUAUUAUCUACAUUUAGAUGCAAGGCCUCUACCCAUUUUCUCUUUUACCAUCUAUCAGUUUGCACACAAGAAAAAGAUAGUGGUGGGAAGUAGAAGUUAUGAGGUAGAGGUAGA